AUGUCAGGUAUAUUUACGGACACUGAGAUGAAUGAGCAAUACCAGGAGGACGAUAACUUUAACCAACAAGAAGAGCUAGUAAGUGACCAAGAUAUGAUGGAUGAACAGAAUGAAUUCGAACAAGAUUUCAGAGAUGAAUUUACUGAGGGAGCGUUUUUUUCUGAAUCUGAUAUGUCAGAAGAUAUCCUUGAAGCCGCUUAUGUGGUUGACUCCGUGCAAGACAUUACAACUUUGAAAUUUAGUGAGAAUAUUGCGGAGGAAAUUGGCAAAUACCACUUUUCUACUUUGCAGCUUGCAUUUGAUUUUUAUAUGAAGUACUCAAAGUCGAUGGGCUUUAGUGCAAGGAAGAGCAAGACCUUCAAGAAUAGUACUGGCGAGAUUUACAAAAAAAAGUUUGUAUGUCAUAGGCAAGGAUUCAGGAUGGAGAAAUAUUACACGAUGAAAAAAAGGAAGAAGGAGCCUAGAUUGGAAACAAGAACUGGAUGUGAAGCCCGAAUGGAUGUUGAAUUUGUACCAGAAAGUGGAAGGUGGCAUAUCUUUUAUUUCUUUGACGAACACAACCAUGAUCUAUUGGAUACACAAUUUAGUGCUAUGUUGCCUGCCCAUAGAAAAAUGUCAGAGGCAGAUAUUAUGUAA
Messenger RNA from Arachis stenosperma, 636 nucleotides. Its product is annotated as putative protein FAR1-RELATED SEQUENCE 10. The record is from RefSeq and is a predicted model, not a curated record. The coding region runs from base 1 to 636 and encodes 211 amino acids. Lineage: Eukaryota; Viridiplantae; Streptophyta; Magnoliopsida; Fabales; Fabaceae. The transcript has a single exon.